This is a messenger RNA of Entrophospora candida, 891 nucleotides long. The record is from the annotation of a GenBank genome assembly. Lineage: Eukaryota; Fungi; Glomeromycota; Glomeromycetes; Entrophosporales; Entrophosporaceae.
AUGAACCAUGUGGGAUUGACCGAAUGUUGCAAUUCAGCAGCGUCGUCAUUAUCAUCAAAAUCAAGAACAUACAUCGAUACACAACAAUACCCUGCUAUUGCUACUACUGCCGCUGCCGCCGCCGCUACACCGCAACCUCCACCGCCCCAAUUUCACUAUACCGCCAACGAUAACAAUAAUUCACAAAUUUCAAUUUCAAAUAAUUACAACGACAAUAACUUCACCAACAAUGAUUCUAUUAACAACUACAAUGAUGUUGAAAGAAGAGAAGAAAAAUUUUGCAAAAUAUGUCAUGAAUCAUCAUCAUCAUCACAGACAUUAUCUCCAACGCAACCAUCUAUAGAUUCUACGAAUUCAUCAUUUUGGUCAAACCUUUUUACAAAAAAGCACAAGGAAAAGAAUAAAUUAAUUUCGCCGUGUAGAUGUAAAGGUUCAUUGCAAUAUGUACAUUUAGAAUGUUUGAAUAAAUGGCGUAAAUCAAACACAAGAAGUGAUUCGGCGUAUCAAUGUGAAGUGUGUAAAUAUAGAUAUAAAAUGUAUAGACCAUUCAUAAUACACAUAAUUGAUAGUGAAAUAUUUUUGCAUUUGAUGACAAUAAUCGUAUUCCUUUUACUGGUAUAUUUGGUAUCUUGUCUGAUGCAAGUGAUUGAUUUUAAAUGGAUUACUCCGGGUGGACCGGCUGGUGAAGAAAAAGACGAUUGGAAAUAUACCACAGUGUUGAAUUUAUACCUGGUUCACAUCAUAAUAAAUACAAGUAUGGGCGGUCCUUUAGGUUGUUCUGGUUGCGUUGGUUCAAGAGGUUUCGGUAGUGGUAGCACCUUUUUGGAUUUUUCUAUUAGGAAUAUUUGGAAUUUUAUUGAUAAGUUACUUGAUAAUCAAAAACAUAAAUAA